This is a messenger RNA of Zygotorulaspora mrakii, 1440 nucleotides long. It is a transcript of the gene SEC61, whose product is annotated as translocon subunit SEC61. Lineage: Eukaryota; Fungi; Ascomycota; Saccharomycetes; Saccharomycetales; Saccharomycetaceae. Gene Ontology annotation, biological process: post-translational protein targeting to membrane, translocation; SRP-dependent cotranslational protein targeting to membrane, translocation. Gene Ontology annotation, molecular function: signal sequence receptor activity; ribosome binding; transmembrane protein transporter activity. The transcript has a single exon. The coding region runs from base 1 to 1440 and encodes 479 amino acids. The record is from RefSeq and is a predicted model, not a curated record. Gene Ontology annotation, cellular component: membrane; Sec61 translocon complex.
AUGUCUGGUGGUCUGCUGUAUCUGUUCAAGCCAUUUGAGGCAUAUCUCCCAGAGGUUAAUGCACCUGAGAGGAAAGUUCCGUAUAAUCAAAAGUUGAUAUGGACCGGUGUCUCUUUACUGAUCUUUUUAGUAUUGGGUCAAAUUCCAUUAUAUGGUAUUGUUUCAAGUGAAACUUCAGAUCCAUUGUAUUGGUUACGUGCUAUGCUGGCAUCAAACAGAGGUACCUUAAUGGAACUCGGUGUCUCACCAAUCAUUACCUCUUCAAUGAUUUUCCAAUUUUUGCAAGGAACUCAGCUUUUGCAGGUUGACAUGCAAAAUAAGCAGGAACGCGACCUUUUCCAAAUUGCUCAAAAGGUUUGUGCUAUCGUUUUGACUCUUGGUCAAGCAAUUGUUGUUGUUUUAACCGGUAAUUAUGGUAGACCCAGCGACAUUGGAAUUGCAAUUUCUUUGUUAUUAAUCUUUCAAUUAAUGUUCGCAUCUAUCAUCGUUUUACUUCUUGACGAGCUUUUGUCAAAAGGUUAUGGUCUUGGAUCCGGUAUUUCGUUAUUUACUGCAACAAAUAUCGCAGAACAAAUUUUUUGGAAGGCGUUUGCUCCAACGACGGUAGAAUCAGGUCGUGGUAAAGAAUUUGAAGGUGCAGUUAUCGCAUUUUUCCAUUUGCUGGCUGUUAGGAAGGAUAAAAAAAGAGCUUUGGUGGAGGCAUUCUACAGAUCUAAUUUACCAAACAUGUUUCAAGUUGUGUCAACAGUAUUCAUUUUCCUAUUUGUUCUUUAUUUGCAAGGCUUCCGUUACGAAUUGCCAAUCAGAUCAACAAAAGUAAGAGGACAAAUGGGUACUUAUCCAAUCAAGCUGUUUUACACUUCGAACACUCCAAUCAUGCUACAAGCUGCUUUAACAUCAAACAUCUUUUUAAUAUCGCAGAUUUUAUAUCAAAAAUUUCCAUCAAAUCCUGUUGUUCGCUUAUUAGGUGUAUGGGGUGUUGUACCUGGUCAACCAGGUCCACAAAGAGCCCUGAAAGGUCUAUCUUAUUACAUUCAGCCACCAACCUCAUUGAAAGAAAUUCCAUUGGAUCCAUUAAAGGCUGUUGUUUAUGUUUCUUUUGUUCUUGGCGUCUGUGCUCUAUUUUCAAAAACAUGGAUAGAAGUUUCGGGUACUUCUCCUCGUGAUGUAGCCAAGCAAUUCAAAGAUCAAGGUAUGGUCAUCAAUGGUAAGAGAGAAACAAGUGUUUACAAAGAACUGAAAAAGGUUAUUCCGACAGCUGCUGCUUUCGGUGGUGCUACCAUUGGUGUCUUAUCUGUUUGUUCAGAUUUCCUAGGAACUUUAGGUUCCGGUACUUCAAUUUUAAUGGCCACUACCACAAUUUACGGCUAUUACGAAAUUGCUGCCAAAGAAGGUGGAUUUUCCAAGAAUUUAGUUUCUGGUUUAUCUGAAUUGAUGUAG